Cydia strobilella is the source of this 1317-nucleotide messenger RNA. Its product is annotated as hemolin-like. The coding region runs from base 34 to 1287 and encodes 417 amino acids. Lineage: Eukaryota; Metazoa; Arthropoda; Insecta; Lepidoptera; Tortricidae. The record is from RefSeq and is a predicted model, not a curated record. The transcript has 7 exons.
AAUAUUUUGUAUAUUUCUAGGUUUUCGAUAAUCAUGGCUGUAAAAGUAUUUCUCCUCUUCGCUGCGAGCGCCGCUUUGUGCGCAGCUCAGCCCGUGGACAGCAACCUGCCGGUCCUCAAGGAACCUCCCCGCGAAGUUACGUUCCGGGUGUCGUCCGCCAAUGCUCACCCCUUCACCAUCCCCUGCGCCACCACCACGCCCAACGACAAAGUUGUGUACGCCUGGACGAAAAACGGCAAACCGUUCCCCGUCAGCGACAACUCCCAAGACAUCAAAAUGCGCGCCGGCGAAGGGACUCUCAUCUUCAACAACCCCAAGGACUCUGACGAGGGCGUAUAUCAAUGCGUAGCCACAUCGACUGAAGGCGUUGCUGGUUCUAGAGCUAUCCACGUCAAGAAAACCUUCGUAGAGAUCCCUAAGUACACCCUCCAGAAGCAUACCCCUGAAGAAGGAAAGCCGUUCAAAAUGGAAUGCUCAGUAACCUAUGCCUACCCUAAACCGGUCAUUGAAUGGUACAGGCAAGGCAAGGAUGGCAAAUACGUGGAUAUUAUGGAGAAGAGGCUGCUGGAAUCGCCUGAGGGUGAUCUGUACUUUACUAAUGUGACUAAGGAAGAUGUUUCUAAGGAUGUGAAGUAUGUUUGCUUGGUUGCGACGCAGGCUGCAGAUGAUAAAUUGGUCGCUGCGGAACAUAUCAUUGAGGACCUGACUCCAGCCAAGGGCCCUGAGAGCGGAGAGCUGACGCCGCAGUACCUGAGCAAGGACAUGACCGUCAAGACUGGAGAAAUCGUCAUGAUGUACUGCAUCUACGGUGGCACCCCCAUGGCCUACCCUGACUGGUUCAAGAUCACCCGCGAAGGCACCCGCACCAACGUGAACGGGCAGCCGGGCGACCGCGUCACGCACCGCAACCGCAGCGCCGGCCGCCGCCUCUGGAUCACCAAGGUGUUGGCCGAAGAUGACGCGACUUAUGAGUGCGUCGCGAACAAUGGCGUCGGCAAGCCGCAGAGCCAUACGAUCAAGCUAACUGUCCAACAGGCCCCUGAGUUUACGCAGCAGCCCGAGCCCGUGAUGCUCGCCAAGGCUGGAGACGACGUCACCAUCCCCUGCAAAGUGCGCGGCGCCCACAAAAUCUCCUGGUCGUUCAACGGACAACCCCUUGAAGUUAAGGAACCCAAGGAUACCCUGACCCUGAGCAAGGUGCAGAAGAAGGACAACGGUUACUACGGCUGCAAUUGCACUAGCACCGUCGGAGACGUCUACGCGGAGACUCUCGUGCACGUCGCAUAGAUGUUUUCACUUUUAGUUCAUUCUGUUGUU